Messenger RNA from Panicum hallii, 4200 nucleotides. Its product is annotated as ABC transporter B family member 20-like. Gene Ontology annotation, biological process: transmembrane transport. The record is from RefSeq and is a predicted model, not a curated record. Gene Ontology annotation, cellular component: membrane. The transcript is spliced from 11 exons. NCBI's taxonomy places the organism in Eukaryota, Viridiplantae, Streptophyta, Magnoliopsida, Poales, Poaceae. Gene Ontology annotation, molecular function: ATP hydrolysis activity; ABC-type transporter activity; ATP binding. Bases 1 to 4200 code for a protein of 1399 amino acids.
AUGGUGUCGCGGGGGCUCUUCGGCUGGUCCCCGCCCCACGUCCAGCCGCUCACGCCCGUCUCCGAGACCUCCGAGCCGCCCGAGUCGCCCUCCCCCUACGCCGCCGACCUCGGCCUCGGAGGGGACGGCGCCCCGCCUCCCGACGACGACGCCCAACCGCCCCUCGACGAUGCCGACGACGAUCCCGACCCGCCGCCCGCCGCCGUCCCCUUCAAGCGCCUCUUCGCCUGCGCCGACCGCCUCGACUGGGUUCUCAUGGCCGCCGGCAGCCUCGCAGCCGCUUCCCACGGGGUCGCGCUCGUCGUCUACCUCCACCUCUUCGGGAGGGCCAUCAACUCGCUCCAUGGCCGACACACGCACGACCUCUUCCACAACAUCAACCAGCACGCCUUAUACUUCCUCUAUAUAGCCAUUGGCGUUUUCUUUGCUGGAUGGAUAGAGGUUUCAUGCUGGAUUUUGACUGGGGAAAGACAGACGGCAGUGAUUAGAUCCAAGUAUGUUCAAGUCCUGUUGAACCAAGACAUGAGUUUCUUUGAUACCUACGGCAACAACGGUGAUAUUGUCAGUCAAGUACUGAGUGAUGUCUUACUCAUUCAGUCUGCUCUAAGUGAGAAGGUUGGAAACUACAUUCACAACAUGGCUACAUUUUUUGGUGGUCUUGUCAUUGGUUUGGUCAACUGCUGGCAAAUAGCUUUAUUGACAUUAGCAACCGGACCCUUCAUUGUUGCUGCAGGAGGAAUAUCAAACAUAUUUCUCCACAGGCUUGCAGAAAAUAUUCAGGAUGCUUAUGGCGAGGCAGCAAGCAUUGCGGAACAGGCAAUCUUGUACAUUAGGACUUUGUACUCCUUCACAAAUGAGACCCUUGCAAAAUAUUCUUAUGCUACUUCACUUCAAGCAACAUUGCGCUAUGGAAUACUCAUAAGUUUGGUGCAAGGUCUUGGUCUUGGAUUUACAUAUGGGCUUGCCAUAUGUUCUUGUGCCUUACAACUUUGGGUUGGGAGGUUCCUUAUCUCACAUGGAAGAGCUAAUGGUGGUGAAGUUGUAGUAGCCCUGUUUGCUAUCAUCUUGAGUGGACUUGGACUUAAUCAAGCAGCAACAAACUUCUAUUCCUUUGAGCAAGGACGUAUUGCUGCGUACAGACUAUACGAAAUGAUCAGCCGUUCAACAUCUACUGUAAACCAGGAUGGCCGUACCUUAUCAUCAGUGCAAGGCAACAUCGAGUUCCGCAAUGUCUACUUCAGUUAUCUGUCCCGCCCAGAAAUCCCCAUCUUAAGUGGAUUCUACCUUACAGUACCUGCUAGAAAGACUGUUGCUCUAGUAGGAAGAAAUGGUUCAGGAAAAAGCAGCAUAAUUCCUCUAAUGGAACGCUUCUAUGACCCAACCUUAGGUGAAGUGCUUUUGGAUGGGGAGAAUAUCAAGAAUUUGAAGCUAGAGUGGUUAAGAAGCCAAAUUGGACUUGUGACUCAGGAACCAGCUUUGUUGAGCUUAAGCAUUAGGGAAAAUAUUGCAUACGGUAGAUCUGCCACAACUGACCAAAUUGAAGAGGCGGCCAAAACAGCUCAUGUGCAUGCUUUCAUCAGUUCACUAGAAACAGGAUAUGAAACACAGGUUGGUCGGGCUGGCCUUUCCCUGACAGAAGAACAAAAGAUAAAGCUUUCCAUUGCUCGUGCUGUGCUCUCAAAUCCAUCAAUUCUUCUACUGGAUGAGGUUACUGGUGCUCUUGAUUUCGAGGCUGAGAAAGCUGUUCAGGAAGCACUAGACAUUUUAAUGCUUGGGAGGUCUACCAUCAUCAUAGCUCGGCGCCUGAGUCUUAUCAGGAAUGCUGAUUAUAUAGCAGUAAUGGAGGAAGGUCAACUUGUUGAGAUGGGGACACAUGAAGAAUUGUUAAACCUUGAUGGUCUUUAUGCAGAACUUCUUAGGUGUGAAGAAGCAGCUAAACUUCCAAAGAGGACACCAAUCAGAAACUACAAAGAGCCGAGUUCCUUCCAAAUUGAAAGGGAUUCAUCAGCAAGUCACAGCUUUCAAGAGUCAUCUUCUCCAAACAUGUCAAAAUCGCCGUCACUUCAGAAAACACAUGGCUUUCUCACGUUCCGAAAUUCAGAUGCCAAUCAUAACUCACAUGAAUCACCAAAUAUUCAAAGCCCCCCUUCAGAGCAAAUGGCAGAAGCCAGACUUCCAAUGGUUGCUUCUGAGAGAGCUCCAUCCAUCAAAAGGCAGGACAGUUUUGAAAUGAAAUUGCCUGAUCUUCCCAAAAUUGAUGUCCCGCUGCACCGGCAGUCUUCAAAUACGUCAGACCCAGAAUCACCAAUAUCACCAUUAUUGACUUCUGAUCCCAAAAAUGAGCGGUCCCACUCGAAGACUUUCAGUCGCCCUCUUGAUAUCUUCGAUAGUUUCCAUGCUGAGGAUUCCAAGAAGCCGCAAACGAAAGCACCAUCUUUUUGGAGGCUUGCAGAGCUUAGUCUUGCAGAAUAUUUUUAUGCUCUGUUAGGAAGUGCUGGCGCUGCUUGCUUUGGUUCAUUUAAUCCUCUUCUUGCUUAUACGAUAUCUCUAAUAGUAGUGGCGUACUACAAAAUAGGUGUCCGUGAUGUACAUGAUGAAGUGAAUAAGUACUGCUCAUUCAUUGUUGGCAUGGGUAUAAUCACUGUACUAGCUAACUUCUUGCAGCACUUCUAUUUUGGUAUAAUGGGAGAGAAAAUGACUGAGCGUGUAAGAAGGAUGAUGUUUUCAGCAAUUCUGCGCAAUGAAGUUGGCUGGUUUGAUGAUGAAGACAAUAGUGCAGACAUAUUAUCAAUGAGACUUGCAAAUGAUGCAACAUUUGUUCGCGCUGCUUUCAGCAACAGGCUUUCUAUAUUCAUUCAGGACACAUCAGCCAUUUUUGUUGCACUUCUUCUUGGUAUGUUACUACAAUGGCGUGUUGCUCUUGUUGCACUGGCAACUUUGCCCAUCCUUAUCAUUUCUGCGGUUGCACAGAAAAUGUGGCUUUCUGGCUUUUCCAGGGGAAUCCAGGAGAUGCACAGGAAAGCUUCUUUGGUUCUUGAAGAUGCUGUGAGGAAUAUCUAUACUGUGGUGGCAUUCUGUGCUGGUAACAAAAUAAUGGAACUUUAUAGAUUGCAGCUUGGAGAUAUUCUGACGAAAAGCUUUAUUCAUGGAAUGGGCAUUGGUUUUGCCUUUGGCUUCUCUCAGUUCCUUCUUUUCGCAUGCAAUGCACUUCUGUUGUGGUAUACAGCCGCUGCUGUGAAGGAUGGACAUCUUAGUUUGGUAACUGCUCUCAAAGAAUAUAUUGUCUUCUCUUUUGCAACUUUUGCACUGGUGGAACCAUUUGGCCUUGCCCCUUAUAUUCUGAAACGCCGGAAAUCCCUGACCUCAGUAUUUGAGAUUAUUGAUCGUGUACCCAAGAUUGAUCCAGAUGAUGCCAGUGGCCUGAAACCCCCUAACGUGUAUGGGAGCAUUGAGUUCAGGAAUGUUGAUUUCUGCUAUCCUACGCGCCCUGAGAUGACAGUUUUGAGUAAUUUUAGCCUCAGAGUCAAUGGAGGACAAACUGUUGCCGUGGUAGGUGUAUCAGGGUCUGGGAAGAGCACGAUAGUUUCUUUGAUCGAGAGGUUCUAUGAUCCAACUGCUGGGCAAGUUUUGUUGGAUGGCCGUGAUUUGAAGUUGUUCAACUUGAGAUGGCUGCGGAGUCACAUGGGGCUGGUUCCUCAGGACCCUGUUAUAUUUUCGACAACCAUAAGAGAAAACAUAAUAUAUGCAAGGCACAAUGCAACCGAAUCUGAGAUGAAAGAAGCUGCCAGAAUCGCGAAUGCCCAUCACUUCAUUAGCAGCCUGCCUCAUGGUUAUGACACACAUGUGGGAAUGCGCGGGGUGGACUUGACUCCUGGGCAGAAGCAGCGGAUUGCCAUUGCUCGUGUGGUGUUGAAGAAUGCACCCAUUUUACUGCUUGAUGAGGCCAGCUCUGCUAUUGAAUCUGAGUCGAGUAGAGUGGUCCAGGAAGCCCUUGACACCUUGAUCAUGGGGAACAAGACAACGGUUCUCAUCGCACACAGGGCGGCGAUGAUGAAACAUGUGGAUAACAUUGUCGUGUUGAAUGGUGGUAGGAUCGUCGAGCAGGGCUCUCAUGAUUCACUGGUGCAGUUGAAUGGUUUGUAUGUGAAGUUGAUGCAGCCUCACUUCAGCAAAGGGUUCCGUCAGCGUAGACUAAUAUAG